This is a messenger RNA of Polyodon spathula (Mississippi paddlefish), 1351 nucleotides long. RefSeq names its product rhomboid, veinlet-like 2 (Drosophila) (gene rhbdl2). The record is from RefSeq and is a predicted model, not a curated record. The transcript has 8 exons. Bases 301 to 1173 code for a protein of 290 amino acids. Gene Ontology annotation, molecular function: serine-type endopeptidase activity. Gene Ontology annotation, cellular component: membrane. Lineage: Eukaryota; Metazoa; Chordata; Actinopteri; Acipenseriformes; Polyodontidae.
UCGUUUGAGUUAAAAACUACAGGAAACGAUCCUCCGGAUAAGCAAGGCACUCCCUAUAAUUAGAGUACCAGGAAGGGAGGCUAAGUGCUGGUAACUUCAUUUGAAAACCUUAAGUUUAUUUAAUUGAACCGUGUUUUUUUUAUUUUUUUUAUUUUCAAUAUUUAAGACCAGAAGACAGAAGAGGGAUUUAACAGCUUCUGUAGCUGUUAUAGCGACGAUGGCUGUGAAGUUUAUGAUUGGAAACUAACUGAAAGAACUUGUUUGCUGAAGCUGUUGGUUGCAAAAAGGUGUGUCCUCACCAUGGAUUUUGAAGAAGCGGGCGAAGAUGCUGAGAGCCAGCCAGAAGAGCCGGAAGUGCAAGGCAACUGUAAAGCAUGUUCCGGGUGCCAGAAGUUUCACCUCACUGUGUCCAAAUGGAUGCUUCCUGAGCAUUCAAGAGACAUGUACUUAGAAAGAGCAAACUGUAUACCUCCACCCAUCUUCAUUAUUCUCAUAAGCAUUGCUGAGGUUGCUGUUUUUAUAUAUUAUGCCUAUUGGAUGACUGAUAAGCAGCUGAUUACACUGGAUGAAGGGAUCUGGAACAGUCCCUUUACUUAUCGGCCCGACAAGAGACAGGAAGCCUGGAGGUUUAUUUCAUACAUGCUGGUGCAUGCUGGUGUCCAGCACAUCUUAGGGAAUGUGUUCCUGCAACUCCUGCUGGGAAUCCAACUGGAGCUGGUUCACAAGGGACUACGAGUCGGGCUGGUCUACAUCUCCGGAGUCAUCGCAGGUUCCCUGGCAAGCUCUAUCUUUGACCCCUUGAUUGCCCUUGUCGGUGCUUCAGGGGGAGUGUAUGCCCUCAUUGGUGGAUACUUCAUGAAUGUCAUUGUGAAUUUUGAUGAAAUGAUUCCUUUGUUUGGAGUUUUCCGAUUGCUGUCUAUUGUGGCUAUUGUGGGGACUGAUGUGGGAUUUGCCCUUUAUAGAAGAUUUUUAUCCAGAGCGGCUGGCCAUUCAGUGUCCUUCGUGGCUCAUAUUGGAGGGGGCCUGGCUGGAAUGACAAUCGGCUAUGUAGUUUUCAGCAGCUACAACCAGAGUCUCAUAAAGGACCCCAGGUUCUGGGUGUGCAUCGUCGCUUAUGCUGCCUGCUUCCUAUUCGCUGUUCUUUUCAAUAUCUUCUUGUCUCCUGCCUCGUAGGAGAAGCAAGGCAUGCUGCAGAGGCUUUUUCACUUUUUGACAGAAUAAGAAACUGUUCUGUAAAAAUGUUUACAUGGCUCCCGAUCACAGAUUCAAUUCAGUGCAGAUCACUAUAUCUGCAAGCUGUGUCUGGAUUGGGUUUAGUAGGGUAUACAGCGAACCUCAUCCAGGUAACCUU